Messenger RNA from Lytechinus pictus (painted urchin), 5021 nucleotides. RefSeq names its product histone-lysine N-methyltransferase NSD2-like. The record is from RefSeq and is a predicted model, not a curated record. Lineage: Eukaryota; Metazoa; Echinodermata; Echinoidea; Temnopleuroida; Toxopneustidae. The coding region runs from base 464 to 2830 and encodes 788 amino acids. The transcript is spliced from 7 exons.
ACAAAUUGCAAGCUGUGUAGGCCUACAGGUUGGUUUGAGCCUUCCGAUCUCAUGCCGAAAGGGAAAUGGUAUUUCCGAAUGCCCUCGUAAAUUCGGAAUCAAAUUGAACAGCCAAUUGAACGCUUGGUAAAUUCGCGCCGCUUCGACUCGACUAUUUCCGUGAACACUCGUGAGGCUCGUUUACCUUUAUUCCCUCGAUCCUCAAGCCAAACUGAUUUCUCUAGGCCUACAGACUGCAUGUAUAUUUUCUGCGCGCGUAAAUUGUGUACAGGCCAGCUAGCUAGCUGUAUGCGAUUUACACACACGUUUUCUCAUAGACCUGACACGAAAAGCCGCUGCCCCCGUGUUUUAAAUGGGGAUUCUGUCGGAAGAAUACAUGUCAGCAUUGAUCAGAGAACCAAACCAACUACACACAAACAAGGAUAGCAGUGAUCAGUAGGAUACAAGGCUUGGAGAGAAAAGGAUGAAUACCUCUGAUCCUCCAAGUCAACUUCCUCCACCGCCACCUCUUCACAGAGAGACAUCUGAAGGAAGCAGCCUUCCUACCAUGCAGGCGAUGGGAAACUCUUCACCAUCAAAGCUCCUCGGCAUUGCCUCUACUGAGACGCCCAUUUCUGCUGUAGGUCACAGUCACAUUCCGGUCAAGUCAAUCCCAGGCCCUACCCAUCAUAAGAUUGCACAACCUAUGCGCCAAUCUGAGCCAGCACAGACACUCCAUACAUUCCCAAGCGGUCCUCAAUUGAUGGACUUGGCUCAAAAGCCUCCUCAGCAGUCCCUCUCAUUAUCGGUAGUAGAGCAUGUUGUGCUGCAGGAACAGUCAACUCUAAAGGCAUCUCAGAAAGUAGUUCCAACUCCAGACCUGUCUGGUUCUCCCAUCAAUAUGCCAAUUACCAGUGCAUCACAUCUGCCUUCAGAAUCUCUAGGACAGGUGUCUCCUACUAAUGCAUCUCAGAAAGAAGCUCCAACUCCAGAUCUGUCUGGUACUCCUGUCAAAAUGCCAAUCACCAGUGCAUCAUUGCCACCUUCAGAAUCUUUAGGACAGGCUACUCCAGAACCUUCGGGGGAUAUCCCAGUGAAAGGCACACCACCUGAACUGAUGUGCACUCCGACCAAACAGAGUUCAAUUAUUCCAACACCUCCUUCUGACCCUGGACCCAUUGAAACCUCAGAGACAGCAUCACCAGAGAUAAAGAUUAAAAUCAAGAAGACGGUUAGCAGAGGGAAACCAAGCCUUACUUCAACGUUGCUCAGCACUGAUGAAUCUCCACAGAAGACAUCACCAAGUGGAAGUGACACUGAGUCAGCAACUUACACAAAGCGCAAUCUGAUGGCCAGUGUUGAAAGAGAGCUGCCCGUUGACCCAACACCUACCAAACCUCCAACUGUAGCUCAGAGGAGAGAUACAGUAAAGGCUGCCAAAGGAAGCAGCCUCCCAAUUCCUAAGGGCCACUACAUUAAGCAACCCCUUCCAAUCAAUGAUGAAAAGCCAUGUGAAUGGCUUGUUGGAGAUCUGGUUUGGUCUAAAGUUAGCGGACAUCCAUGGUGGCCUUGUAUGGUAGCAUAUGACCCCAACCUGGGGAUUUACACAAGAAUGAAAGGAUCCAUUGGGAAAGCCUAUAGAAUGUACCAUGUGCAGUUCUUUGGAGAGGUCCCAGAGAGAGGCUGGGUGAGCGGAAGCAGCAUGAAAAAGUUCUCGGGACGUGACCAAUAUGAUUCAUUAGUUGAAGAGAUGGUCAGCAAAGUUCGAAAAGCAGAGAGAUCUCGCAUGCUAUCCAAACUAGCAGUGAAACCCUGUAGGAGAAAUGCUUGGGAUGCUGCCAUUUCAGAAUGCGAGAGGGCGCUUCCAAUGAGUAGACAUGAACGCAAACUCAAUUUCACUUUCAAGUAUGAGAUGCCUAAGGCAGGCCCUGCUGGUGAACAGAUUGAUGUUGUGUCACUCGGGGAUUCCCCAAAGAUGAAAGCCAAGAGGGCUUACAAGAAACAGAAAGAAGAUGCUCCAACCCCCGAUGCUAGUGGGGAUGCACUACCGCAGAGCAAACAAACCCCAGGAACAACUAAGAAAGCUAAAUAUGAGCCUGAUACACCUAAGAGAAAAAGAGGUCGGAAGACCAGUCAGUUCUUGGAGUUCUCCAAACUGUACAAGAAGGAGAUUGUGAAGGAACAUCCUGGUAUUGGCCAAAGGGAAAUCUAUGAGAAACUGCAGGAUAAAUGGGAAGGUUUGUCAGAAGAAGAUAAGGAGAAGUAUAACACCAAGCCUGUCACCCCACCUUCCACUAAGAGAGAGAGAAAGCGGAAGAGUCCUCCAGAGCAGGAUACCCAGACAGCCCCUGUGAAGAGGUCCAAGCGGGAAUCAAAACCUUCCAAGAAACUCCAAGAAGCUGAUCUCUCCAGCCUUGGCUUCUCCCCAAAGGUUGUGGCUUCAAUCAAGAAAUAUAGCGAAGCUUCUCAGUCAGAAUCCACUAGUUCUGAUGGACUUCUUUCCCCAUCAAGGGAAGCAGUCCCUCCAAAGAAGGGCAGAGGACGACCAUUAGGAUCCUUCAAGCCUGUUCCUAGCAAAGAGCCUUCAAUCACCAAGCAGUCAAGGCCAAGGAAGAGCUUGCCAGCUCCUGAAGGCACUAAACCAGCUAAGAAAAGGAGGGGAAAGCAGGAUGAAACUCCCAUGGAGACCAGCACUAAACCUGAUGUGAUAACAUCAGAUAUGAGUCAAGACUUUGCUGAGAUGCAAGAGGAGGAUGAUGAGGGUGGUCUUAUCAUCGAUACAGACAUCAUUGCUGAUGCUAUCCAGUCUGUCACUGAUCGUCAAAAAGGCAACCCUCCUAGUGAAGUGUGACCAUACCCGUAGACUGCCCCAGUGUCUAUUGAGGUAUGCACAUUGAAGGCAAUGAUUGAUGACAUCUUUUAUCAGCGCUGUUGCAUGCAUGUAUUUAUACCAAUUAAAAUGAUGCAUAAUAGUUGGUUACUUAGGAAUAUUUGAGACUUCAGGGACAUGUAGCACGAAAGUCACUAUUAUGAUAAUUUUGUCAUCAAAUUGUAACUGUCAUGAAAUCCUUGAUUUUGAUUGACUGUUGAGCCAGUCCUCGCCGUUGGAUAACAAUGUUAACCAUGAUAGUAAGGUUUGUGCAAUAUGUCCCUAAUCAGGAAAAUGUGAGGAUUUGCUUACAUUAGACUACUUAUUAGUUUGUAAAAGACUGCCUGUAUUGGCGAUAGCGUGCUAUGCUGUUUUGUAUCAUUUAUGAUUGUAUACAUCCAUGAAAAGAAAGGUUUUUGUUACUUAUUAAAGAAUAUGAUUAAUCUGAAAAAGGAAAUGUAUGACAUUUUUUUAAGGAAUAAGGGCAUGAAAUUUGUUACUUAAUCAUAUUUGGAUCAUGUUAGUAAAUUUUGUUUUGAUUAAGCAAUCAAAGAUAGUUAUCAAAGAUUAUGUAUCUCUGUGAUACUACACACUUACAGAUAUCUAUAAUGCUUGUGGGAUUGGAAAACUGUUGAUCAUAUUUGGGUAUUGAUUUUUUUGGGAAAAAAUACUAUCUUGGAAUUCAGGUUUAUAUUUGUGAGAGAAUGGAUAUUUCAGUCCUAAAAAAAAUACAUGUAGUUAAGUUUGGUUCUAAAAACCUUCUAAUAAAUUGGAUGAUUUUCCAUUGAAAAAAAGUUGAAAGAUGCAAAUUAAUUUUAAGGGGUACUCGAGGCUGAAAAAAAAUAUUAGUUGCGUAAAAUCAGACAAUCUAAAAUUGAAAAAGUGAAAAUUCAUCAAAGUCGGACAUGGAAUAACAAAUUUUCAACAUUUUAAAGUUUUGCAUUAUUUCAGUGAAACAAUUUGAUGCAUGUCUUUAUGAAUAUGCAAUGAGGAAGCUGGUGAUGUCAUAUCCCCACUUCUAAUAUUCAUUGCACAAAAUUACAUUUCAUACUUUGUCCUCCAAAAUGAAACAAAUUAAGAUUAACUAAAUAAUCAUUGUUGCAACUUAUUUUGUUGCAAGGGAGACAUUCCAUAAACAUAUGUAUGCAAAUAUAAAAUAAUUAUGAUUUCAUCAUGUACAGUAAUAACUUAAGAAAAUGCAAAGUAGGGACAUGACAUUAGCCCACCUGAUGUUCUUGAUAGUGUGCAUGUGUUUUCUUUUUUUUUUAGAAUUUAAUUCUAUUUUCAGCACUUUGCUAGAUUUUUCAGUUUUUUUUUUUUUUUUUUUUUUUUUUUUUAGUUUGGUGUACCCCUUUUAUUAGGAGUAUUAUAUUACUCUUGUAGGACUGGCACAGCAUCUAAAACAUCUGUUAGAACUUCAAAUUUGUUAAACAUUUUUUUUUUCCUUUUUUAUCUUCGAGAGGGGGGGUAUAUUUUGUAUGUUGUUUUUUCCCCCAGUUAUAAAAUGAUACAUGCCCAUUUUUUUAUAGAAAUAAAUUCUAUUACAUGUAAUUUUUAAUAACUUACAAAGUUCAAAAUUUAAAGUUUAUUUGAACUCUAAGUCCUAUCAAGAAUUUGUUGUUGUAAAUAUGAAAAUCCAUUAUUUUGUUUAAUUUUUGUGCUCAAAUUUUCACUGUCCAUCUAUCUCAAUACCAGAUUCCAAUCAGAAGCCAUCUGAAUCUGGGAGAAUAAUUAUUUUUCAACAUGAUUAGGACUUCAUGAAAUUUUAUUCACAAGCAAAAUGAAAGUCAAGGUUUCAUGAUGUGGAUCAGAGUAGCUAAUUAAGUUUAUAAUUUUCUUUUGAGAUGGGCUGAUCUUCAAAGUUUCUUUAUAGUGUUGAAUCCUAAUUACUUUCAGUAUGGAUAUUCCCUUAAUAUAUUUUCAUCUGAAUGUGACAGUUUUUUUUAGAAAACCAAAUAUACCUCAUUCAGUACUUAAAUGUAAUAUAGUAAGUCUUUUAAAUUGUAAGGACAGAUUUAUUUGUAAUAUAUUUAAUAAAGAUUGCCAUGGUGAUUUUGUAUAUCAAGCAAAAACAAAUCUUCCACUAAAGCUAUUUGUAAUUUGAUGUUGAUUGCUAUGCCAAAUAAAUAUUAUAAGAGACAAGAUUCUUAUUAAAGACUUGAAUUGAACAUAG